Colletotrichum karsti is the source of this 513-nucleotide messenger RNA. RefSeq lists its product as uncharacterized. The record is from RefSeq and is a predicted model, not a curated record. The transcript has 3 exons. Bases 1 to 513 code for a protein of 170 amino acids. NCBI's taxonomy places the organism in Eukaryota, Fungi, Ascomycota, Sordariomycetes, Glomerellales, Glomerellaceae.
AUGUCAGACUUCCCCAAGCUCAUCCCGGCCUUCACCGUCCGAGUCCACCUCGGCACCCCCUCCCCCAUCGGCACCCUCGCCCACGGCCCCUCGCAGCUCCACGCGCCCUUCCUCCCGGACUCCGGCUCCCUCGUCUCGGAGCCCACGUACCCGCUCCGCGUCGACGCCGUCUUCCUCCACGGGUCCGACUACCUCCGCUUCGACCCGGACGGCCGGCACGCGCGGCUCGAGGUCUCGAGCGCGUUAAAGGAUAAAGGGGGGUCAGGGGCGGUGAUCCGGUUCGAUUACACGGGCGUCAUUGACGUCUCGGGCCCGGCAGGGGCGGUGUUGAAGGGGCUUGAGGGGGCGGCCACGACGGGGUUUGGGGAUGCUUUCACGCAGGUUAAGUUCGAGUCGGGGCACGAGACGCUGAGGGAGUUGCAGAAUAAGAUCUAUGUCGGGUCUGGACGGUUUGUCCUUGAGGAAGGGAAGCCGACUGUGGUGGAGUAUAAGAUCAGUGAAGUCGCGGCAUAA